UUGUGAUGACACACAUCAGCAGCACCAGCUUCUUCCAGAAGUUUCCUCGCACGGUUUUUAUCGCGGGGGCUACACGCGGACACUCCUGCACGAAGACGGCAUUUUUAUGUUGAGUUUAGUGACUUUGAUGUCCGUGUCUCGGUGAAGAGUAGAAAGUUAUUUCCGAACUGUGUCAAGUGAGGGAAGCUAACCUUGACCGUUUGCUAGCCAGCUAUCGUCAGCAGCAGUGACAGCUGAGGCGGCGGUGGCGGUGGAGGAGCCCGUUAACCUGGCCCACAUACAGGACAUGCUGGAUGUGUUGUUGACACUUAUCAGAAAUUGAAGCGUCUGCGCUGACGAUGUUUGUGUGAAGUGGAAAAAGAAGAAGAAGAAGAAGAAGAAGAAGUAGUGACCGGUUAUUGUCAUGGGUAAAGAUUACUACAAAGUGCUGGGAAUCGCCAAAGGUGCCUCCGAAGAUGAGAUAAAAAAGGCGUACAGAAAACAGGCCCUGCGCUAUCAUCCCGACAAGAACAAGUCUCCCGGAGCUGAAGAUAAAUUCAAGGAGAUCGCUGAAGCCUAUGAUGUCCUCAGUGAUGCCAAGAAAAAGGACAUUUAUGAUCGCUUUGGAGAAGAAGGGUUAAAGGGUCCAGCAGGCAGUGGAGGUGGAGGACACAGCGGUCAGAGCUACAACUACACCUUCCAUGGAGACCCUCAUGCAAUGUUUGCCGAGUUCUUCGGUGGCCGCAGCCCUUUCGAUCACUUCUUCAACCAAAACGGGGAGGAUGACAUGGACGUCAAUGAUCCCUUCGCGCCAUUUGGCAUGGGAAGAAUGGGUGGCAUGGGCGGGUUUCACAGGUCCUUCAAAUCCCACCAUGGAGGCCCACACAGAGCGCACGAGAAGAAGAAGGACCCGCCCGUGAUGCAUGAGCUGAAGGUGAGCCUCGAGGAGGUCUUCUCCGGCUGCACUAAAAAGAUGAAGAUCUCCCGCAAGAGACUGAACCCGGACGGGUGCACCAUGCGCAACGAAGACAAGAUUUUAACAGUCAACAUCAAGCGGGGCUGGAAGGAGGGGACGAAAAUCACCUUUCCCAAGGAGGGAGAUGAAACUCCCAGCAACAUUCCUGCAGACGUGGUGUUUGUUGUUAAAGAUAAACCGCACCCGGUGUUCAGAAGAGAGGGCUCAGAUAUAAUCUAUCCUGCAAAAAUAUCACUGAGAGAAGCGCUGUGUGGAUGCACAGUCAACGCCCCAACACUAGACGGCCGGACCAUCACUGUAACCUCGAGAGACAUUGUCAAACCCGGAAUGAAAAAGCGAAUCACUGGAGAAGGGCUCCCUCUAUCCAAGUGCCCCGAGAAGAGGGGCGACAUGAUCCUAGACUUCUCAGUAAAGUUCCCUGACAAACUGGGCCAAAGCACAAGAGAUGCACUCAAGCAGAUCCUGCCGCCGUGACUUGAAACGACACAAGUGGUCCCUGAAAAUCUAACACGUUAACAUUUCCAGCCACACACUCUCCUGUGCAUUUCAGCCUGGACGUAUGAGGCUCAGGGCAGAUUUGGUUCCAGCUGAGUUCUAAAUUUUACCGUCUGAAUACCAAAUCCAUAUUCUUACCCAGCAUCUAGUCAGUUUAACGGAAGGAGACAGAACAGCUGACUAAAUGUUCCGUGUGUGCAUUUAGCUAAGGUUGAUAAACAGUGUUACGUUACAGUCUGCUUCAAGGAGGAAAAGCAAGAAGUGGAAAGUAUAUAGUGUGUAUAUACUGUAGAUAAUAUAAGGUGUCAGGUAAUAGGUUUUGGUUUGGUUGCAAAAAUGAGAACCAGAGUGUUUUUAAGUUCACUUAAAACGUAAUUUAGUAGCUGAGGAUUUGUUUUCACAGCAGCAGCAGCAGCAGCAGCAGUGUUUGGGAGCGCUCUAAGGCAGCACACAGCCAGCUCAUUAACAAUACCUCAGGUGCAGUGACGCAUGCUUUCAUGUAGCUUUACCUACAUUACUCAACAGGACGUGACUUUUGUUUGAGGCUUAAAUACAGUGUGGAUCCCGAGAGGUGAAAACACUUGCUAUCAGCACCACUACAGACUUCAUGAAGGAGAUCAGUAUCGGCCAGAUGUAACAGAUCUGGGUUAAACACACCGUCUGUGUCUAUGUCAGUGUUUCAGUUGUCUCCACUCACAGUCACAGCAGGCUGCCGGCUGUUAGAGCCGUACCCUCAGAAGAAGAAUAUAAUUAAAAUAUGCACAAGCCUUAAAAUAGUAAUGAUGUGCGGAUGUCUCUGGUUAUAAUUAAGAAGAGAUAUGAAGUUACAGUUACGUAACUAUGACUUCCAGAUUUUAAAUUUAGGAAAGAGAGAGAGCACCGAUCAGUACUUUUAUGUCCUCGCAUAUCUGGGUUUAGGUUUCAAAUUGCGAUCGAGAGAGAAAAUGUUUACUUUUACAACACCUUGUUUAUCAGACACCACGCAGUUUAUCAUGUAAAAUAUCUGUGGGAAGACUUUUUGUGCCAAAUAAUUGUCCAUAUGUAGUUAUAAUAUGUGUGUGUGUGUGUGUGUGUGUGUGUGUGU
Molecule: messenger RNA, 2534 nt
Organism: Epinephelus fuscoguttatus (brown-marbled grouper)
Lineage: Eukaryota; Metazoa; Chordata; Actinopteri; Perciformes; Serranidae
Gene: dnajb1a
Product: DnaJ heat shock protein family (Hsp40) member B1a
Exons: 3
Coding region: 404-1429 (341 amino acids)
Cellular component (GO): cytosol
Molecular function (GO): Hsp70 protein binding; transcription corepressor activity
Source: RefSeq, a predicted model, not a curated record